Botrytis cinerea B05.10 is the source of this 1429-nucleotide messenger RNA. RefSeq lists its product as hypothetical. Bases 473 to 1195 code for a protein of 240 amino acids. The record is from RefSeq and is a predicted model, not a curated record. NCBI's taxonomy places the organism in Eukaryota, Fungi, Ascomycota, Leotiomycetes, Helotiales, Sclerotiniaceae. The transcript is spliced from 4 exons.
GUUCGAUCAAUUGAAAUAUUCAUAUUUUUGUCAAAUUAAAAGAUCAACUUACAUCAUAUCAGAGCUUUCAAUCAUCACGGCAGCUGAGACCCCUGACUCCUCUUUGGCACCAUGCACCAAGACAACCAUUAGUAGUGUACCAACAGGGCUCAGCAAAUCUGAAAAUUCGUCGACCUUAAGCGCUUCUUCACAAUUAACAAUUUCACCCGUUCAUAAUUCUAGUACUACAGAAACGCAAGCCACGUCAUUGCGAGAAUUAUCUACCUCGACAUCGAAAUCUGCAUCAUCUAGCCCUACAUUAGACAUCAAAUCGUCAAGCUUUAUUUCCUCGGCAUCGCCGUCGACUUCAGAUUCUCCAGGUUCCUCGAAGGCCUCUGUCUCUUCAAUUUCGCAAUCGAGUAACUCAACUUCCAUAACCAUAUCUCCCACCUCGAUAUCUACACCGAUAUGCGAUUCCGGGAGCAAUAAAUUUAUGAGCCAGGAUGACAUGAUGAAUCAAAUUGGCUCAUUCUGCAAAGAAGCUGCUGUCCAAGGCACACAAGAUAAAGAUAGCGGCUCAAUAUUCCGUACCUACCAUCAAGGCGGACGCUAUGAGGUCGAUUUGGCAAUCGACUGGCCACCGGGCAUGGAUAUCAAACACGACAUCGGGAUCCAUUGUUCUAACAACAUGUCUAAAAUAAUGGAUUUCUGUGAUUCAGGUGCUGUCAAAACUCCAUCAGAUUGGAAAACCGGUGGUAAAAUUCAAGUAAACUCAGUCACAUACAGAAUUACUCCUCAAAUUGAGCAGAAUUACACAGCAGGAAAAUGUUGGUUUCAUCUCGAAGAAUUUCAAACAUUUUCUGGACCAAAAAAUGAUCAGGUUAUCUUCGAAGUGCAAAUAAAGAACGUAACAGAUGGUUCCGGAAAAAACAUCCCUAUUAUAGGGACUGAAGAUAAUGACACGCAAAGUAUUAAGCAGGUUGCCGGGGAUGGAAAUCCUUACGUUUUCAAUACAACACUACCUUUUCCUCUUGUAAUUACCCCGGAGUUUGAUGGUAAUCCAUCUAAUUACAUUCAAUUUGUAUAUGGAAGCCAGUCUUGGACUACAAGCGUUGAUUCUGGAAUGCCAUACUGUACUGUUGGCGGUUGGGAUAUUCCUGGGACUUCUUUGGGUGCAGUUUCGAAUCGUAACAUGGAUUGUUUCUUCUAUUGUUAAAAAGGAGGUAUGUGUAUCACUAUCUUUGAGUGUUUUUAGUCUUUGAAUUUAUUAUCAGUUUACAUGAUACAUGGAGUGGCAGAUUUGAAAGUCGUGCGAAACAGUCGCAAAAAGUCAGGAUGGCAGAGAUUGCUUUAUGUGGCCAAAUUUUUAUCUGUCGGAGUUAUCCUCAAAUCGAGGAAUGAAUACAGAGUCUAGCAGCCUAUGUAUAGCAACGACGAAAAAUAUCUCACA